GGCAUGCAAAUGCAAACCCAAAAACGGACCCUGAGGUUUUACAAACAAAAACACUUUAUACCCUUCUCUUCUAGGGUUUUAAGUUUAGGGUUUCAUUUCACUCUCACUCUCUCUCUCUCUCUGUCUCUCUGUAUUCCCAAAUUGCAGCCAUGGAUAGGUACCAGAAGGUCGAGAAACCCAAGCCGGAGUCCCCAAUCAACGAGAACGAGAUCCGAAUCACCACCCAAGGCGCCAUUCGCAACUACAUCACCUACGCCACUUCUCUUCUUCAGGAAAAGAAUGCAAGAGAGAUUGUCUUGAAGGCCAUGGGGCAAGCAAUCAGCAAGACAGUUGCCAUUGCAGAGAUUUUGAAGAAAAGGAUUCCCCAGCUGCACCAAGAUACUGCCAUCAGUUCAGUUAGCAUAACAGACGUGUGGGAGCCGAUUGAAGAGGGUCUUGUACCUGUGGAAAUGACCCGACAUGUGUCUAUGAUCUCAAUCACCUUGUCAGCUAGUGAAUUAAACAAGAGCUCUCCUGGGUAUCAAGCUCCGUAUGAUGUGGAACAACCAAAGCAACUCUCCACUUAUCAGCAGCAACCUAUAAAACCAGCACGGGGCCCUUAUAAUGCUAUAAAUGAAGACUCAUAUGGUCGAGGCCGUGGUCGUGGUCGGGGGAGAGGGAGAGGAAGGAAUUGGGGAAGGGGUGGUUACGGCUAUCAGGGUGGUUAUGGAAAUUAUCAAGGUGGAUAUGGGUAUCAUCAGGGUGGAUAUGGAAAUUAUCAAGAUAAUGGUGGAUAUUCAAAUCGGGGCCGAGGUGGUGGGCGAGGCAGAGGUUGGGGAUAUCGUGGUACUGGUUAUGAAGGUGGCAGAGGUGGAAGAGGAUCAGGUUAUGAAGGUGGCAGAGGUGGAGGAGGUGGUGGUUAUGAAGGAGGCAGAGGUGGAGGAGGUGGUGGUUAUGAAGGAGGCAGAGGUGGAGGAGGAGGUGGUUAUGAAGGAGCCAGAGGAGGCGGUUAUGAAGGAGCCAGGGGUGGAGGUUAUGAAGGAGCCAGAGGAGGCGGUUAUGAAGGAGCCAGAGGAGGCGGUUAUGAAGGAGCCAGGGGUGGUGGUUAUGAAGGUGGAAGAGGUGGUGGUUAUGAAGGUGGAAGAGGUGGUGGGUAUGAAGGUGGAAGAGGCGGUGGUUAUGAAGGAGGAAGAGGCGGUGGUUAUGAAGGUGGAAGAGGCGGUGGUUAUGGAGGAGGAAGAGGCGGUGGUUAUGAAGGAGGAAGAGGCGGUGGUUAUGAAGGAGGAAGAGGUGGUGGUUAUGAAGGAGGAAGAGGUGGUGGUUAUGAAAGAGGCAGAGGUGGAGGCAGGGGAUAUGGCCGUGCUAGGGGGGGACGAAUGGGAGGACGUGCUAGGGGUGGUGGUGGCGACUAGGCAUCAAUAGAUGUUUUUUGUCGUUCUUCCCAAAUGCUUACAGUGCGGUUAAUGUGAUUAGAAUACUGUGUUGAUAGUGUGACGUGGCCCAUGAUCCAGCAUUAUUAUGCAGUAUUUUGUUUUUUUUCCAGAAAUUGAUAUGGGCAAGGUUUUGUUCAUCUUUAGAUUUAGCUGGAAAUCAUCUUGGUUUUAUGAUUGCAGUAAUUCAUUUAAACUUUGAUGGUUGUCAACACCAUAUUUUGAUCUGUAUCUGGUUUCCAAUAUGGUUUUCGUUUUGAUCAAAGUAGCUUUUCUGUUAA
This is a messenger RNA of Lotus japonicus, 1690 nucleotides long. Its product is annotated as glycine-rich cell wall structural protein. Lineage: Eukaryota; Viridiplantae; Streptophyta; Magnoliopsida; Fabales; Fabaceae. The record is from RefSeq and is a predicted model, not a curated record. Bases 150 to 1391 code for a protein of 413 amino acids. The transcript is spliced from 8 exons. Gene Ontology annotation, molecular function: RNA binding.